Messenger RNA from Paraglomus brasilianum, 533 nucleotides. The record is from the annotation of a GenBank genome assembly. Lineage: Eukaryota; Fungi; Glomeromycota; Glomeromycetes; Paraglomerales; Paraglomeraceae.
AUGAAACACUGUAUCUCCUUCACUCUUGUCGUCUUUAUAAUUUGUUACCUGUUGACUGAAGUGGCUCCAGAAAAAUUCCAUAAAGCGCUGGUCGUCUCCUCCUUGAAAGCGGGAACAAAAUGCCAUGGAUACGUAACGGAUUGUAAAGGCAAUGUGUUGUUUGACAGAGGAUUAAAAGAUUGUUCUAAAUUUUGUACGGUAUCGAAACGUGAUAACAUACCAAACGCUCCAUUCUGCUCUCAUAUGAUAGUCGUUGACAGCAAUGGUAAAUAUUAUGAUCAGACCAUUAAAAGCGAAACGGAUGCAUGUUUCAAAGUUAGCGGAGAUGCAGAAAGCGGCGCCACGGAAAUAGCUAAAUCCUCACGUCUUAAAUUACUUCGAAAAGAACUGCGUAAACUGGGUGUUGAUUAUUUGACAAUAGAAGCUGCAUACGUACCCGAUUUCACCUAUGCAUCGAAUAAAAAACAAAGAGAGUUGCAAGAACUUCGAGAAGACAAAGAAUUUGAUUAUCCUGACUUCUUUGCCUUCGAGCG